CAGAUAGAGUCAAUUCUUCGAUUUUAUUAAAAGAAUCGAUCGGAGCGGAAAAGUCUGUAGAGCAAUAAACGCGCCUCACGGAAUAAAGACCACAAAAGCUCGUUUCCCGGAGUAAGCCUCCGGUGGUCGUUUACCGCUAACAAGCCCAAACUCAUGGCAACAAAAGAUAUCCGAGAAUAAGCAGCGCAAAAAAAGCUCCCACUCGCCUGCAACGAAUCGCUCCGACACCGAUAUAAACUGCUAAUGACGGCUACUCGGCACCCUCAUCAAUUUCGCCGACGGUGUGUUGCGGGCGUCUUGGCCCUCGAGUAGUGCUCACGGAGUGUGGCUGCUCUGCGGGACGACACCUCCUACAACUGCGUACUGCCGUGUGCCGUGUGUCACCCCCCGCGACUCCAGCGGCCACCCAUCGCCCAUAAACGAUGGUGAUGAUGAUGACUAUCAAAAAGCAGGAAUUCAUACGAAAAUUAAUGACCAUUAAAUCGAAAUUGAAGCAUCAUCAGUGAGGCCCAAACUGAAAGGGAGAAAAACGUAAACAUUCAGACGGCGAACGGGAAACCAGAAUCCGUUGAAGGUGGCGAGCGCGUUGAAGAAUGAGCAGCUGAAAAGCUAGGAAGAUCGAAUGUAAUGAGUGUAAUUAAAAGUAUUAUUGUGGCGCGCGAAGUCGGCGAAACCGGGUGGGAUUGUCAGUAGAAUGUCGACGCCAAUUCGAUGUCCACCAUCGUCGCUGUACCCGUUAGCAAUAAAUGUCGAAUGUUUAAAUAGCCUACAACAAAUUAGCAAAAGUAAGAAGAGCAAAUUUGAAAAGUCGUGGUUGUGAAAAUUUAGCAAAAUUAGUUAUUCACGUCCGCGUGCGUGCUUGUGAGUGGUGUUGUUAGCCUCGGUGUUCGUGAUCGUUAAUUAGUGAAGCACCAAUUAGUGUCGUCGGUUCUUCCGUUUCCCCCCCAGAGGUGCAAGCGAACGAAAAAUACAGUUCGAUCGCCGUGCCCCCGUUGUAUGAUGAAUCCUUCCAAUGAUGACCUACCGCAAUUCAUGUACUCAGCAGCAGCGGCGGCAGUUUCAUCUCCCUUUUCUUUGGCCAGUACGGGCGGCGUGUCACACAGCCAGAAGGGCCAUCACCCCUUCGGAAGCAACUCCACCGGCGCGGCACUGUUCCUCAAUGGUAACGGGUCGUCGCUGGCAUCGGCGGCGGCCAAGGCGGCCGGUGCCUCCACGAUGUUCGGGGUCGGUGCGAAUGCGCUACCCGGCGUACGGGCGGGCGAUCCCGGUGGACCGGGUGACCCAACGGGGAAUCACAUGAUCUUCCAGGGUUACAGCAGCAGUGCGCCGACUGCGUUCGAUAUGACAACCGUCGGGACGGAAAGCGCUCUCGACGAUUGCUGUGGGGCCGCCGCAGUUGCUGCCAGUGGCGAGUGGAUCGAUGUCUUGCUGCUGGUGCUGAAAGCGUCGAUCAUGAUGUUCAUCAUUGUUGCUGCAAUAUUCGGCAAUCUGCUCGUCAUCAUAUCGGUUAAGCGUCAUAGGAAAUUAAGAGUUAUAACAAAUUAUUUUGUGGUCUCGCUGGCCAUGGCAGACAUCAUGGUCGCGAUGAUGGCCAUGACAUUUAAUUUCAGUGUACAAAUUACGGGAAGUUGGAAGUUUGGAUCCUUCAUGUGUGAUGUGUGGAACAGUUUGGAUGUGUACUUUUCCACUGCCAGUAUACUGCAUCUGUGCUGUAUUUCGGUGGAUAGGUAUUAUGCGAUAGUAAAACCACUUAAGUAUCCCAUAAGCAUGACGAAACGAGUUGUAGCUAUUAUGUUACUCAAUACCUGGAUAUCACCAGCACUGUUGUCAUUUGUACCGAUCUUCGCUGGUUGGUACACCACGGACAAGCACAAGGAGGACGUGCUCAGAAACCCGGACAGCUGUUUGUUCAUCGUGAACAAACCGUACGCCGUCAUCUCCAGCUCCAUCUCGUUCUUCAUCCCCUGCACGAUCAUGGUGUUCACAUACUUCCAGAUAUUCCGCGAGGCCAAUCGUCAGGAGAAACAGUUGGCAAUGCGCCAAGGGACUGCCAUGCUGAUGCAUCAACACAACGCGGGCGGUGGCGGCGGCGGUGGGGGCGGUCCCGGUGGCGGCCGGACGAACGGUGAAGCCCUCAGCGGUUCCGGCUCGUCGCGGACGCUCACCAUGCACGAGGUGGACGCCGAACAGACGCCCACCCGGGAUCGACAUCUGAUCAAAAUGAAACGAGAACAUAAGGCUGCACGGACGCUCGGAAUCAUCAUGGGGACGUUUAUCCUCUGCUGGCUUCCGUUUUUUCUAUGGUACAUCAUAACGUCGCUCUGCGACGCGUGUCCCAAUCCGGACAUCGUGGUUGUCCUGGUCUUCUGGGUCGGCUACUUCAACUCGACGUUGAACCCGCUGAUCUACGCCUACUUCAACCGGGACUUCCGGGAAGCGUUCCGAAACACGCUGGACUGCAUGUUCUGCGCGUGGUGGCGCCGGGAAACGUCCCCGCUGGACAUCAACGUGCGGAGGUCCAGCUUACGAUACGACUGCCGAGCGAGGAGUGUCUACUCGGAGAACUACCUGCGCUCAACGACGCAGAACGACCGGCUAAGCAGCGAGGUCGGAGAGAGUCUCUAAUGUCUUCUGCCAGCAUCGUCCGGCACGUCGCGGGAUACCAUCGGCACCACGGUUACCAUCCAUCAGAUUCAGCAUCAUCAUCAUCUUCAUCCGCAGCAGCAGCAACAGCCACAGUUGCAGCUGGAAUGCAGUGCGGUUUAGGGGUUGGAUCGGUGUCGCGGAGACGUGCACGGGUACGGUGAGGCCAUAGGCUAAAAAAUACCAAAAACAUAGAUCAAGACACGAAUCCUAGGUUAAGAUAUUUAUUUUGAGUAAUUUAUAGAGUUAGUAGUGUGUCUGCGAGCAAGUAUGACAAGGAAACAGUGUUGCCUGUCAAAUUUAUAAGUGUGGCCAGUUGGGAAUAAUUUGAAAUGGGGUAUUAAUACUAAAUAAAACGGCAACACUGAAACCCAAAUGUGAAUAAGCGAUUGAACUAAAUGAAAAAAAGCAAAAAACUGGUAGUAAUAGCCAACUUUGAAGCGUAUUAGGUAUAUAUGUAGAGUAGAUAUUAUGAGACAUUCAAUUAUGAUGCCAGAUAAAACGUACUUCGAUUCGAAGAAACAGAAAAAAAAUCCCUUUAAUGGACACUGCUUGUGAUACUGCGCA
Messenger RNA from Armigeres subalbatus, 3210 nucleotides. RefSeq names its product octopamine receptor beta-2R-like. The transcript is spliced from 8 exons. Gene Ontology annotation, biological process: adenylate cyclase-activating adrenergic receptor signaling pathway. NCBI's taxonomy places the organism in Eukaryota, Metazoa, Arthropoda, Insecta, Diptera, Culicidae. Gene Ontology annotation, cellular component: plasma membrane. The coding region runs from base 997 to 2625 and encodes 542 amino acids. Gene Ontology annotation, molecular function: octopamine receptor activity. The record is from RefSeq and is a predicted model, not a curated record.